This is a messenger RNA of Aspergillus uvarum CBS 121591, 1800 nucleotides long. RefSeq lists its product as uncharacterized. The transcript has 3 exons. The record is from RefSeq and is a predicted model, not a curated record. The coding region runs from base 1 to 1800 and encodes 599 amino acids. NCBI's taxonomy places the organism in Eukaryota, Fungi, Ascomycota, Eurotiomycetes, Eurotiales, Aspergillaceae.
AUGACACAACGCACUCUCCUUUUGUGGGCCCUCUUGGGGCUAAUAUGUGGCUCUCUAGCUGCCUAUAUACCCAAGCGUGACACGACAAUAACGAUACCCGACGGCGUCACCUACCACCCCGAGUCACAAGACAUCUGCACACAGGCAUCAUGGACGGAUGUUGCGUCGUUUUUCUUGGGAAACUACCUAUCUCAUGUCGCAACAAUAGUCAAGGCACCGGGUGAACCCCUUCAUAUUACCGCCGCAAAUAUGUUCUUCGUUUUGUUGUUUCCUUGCCUUGGAGCUGGCCGCGGCAUCCACAUGAUAUUCCGACGAGCAAGCUUGGACAAAAAACCGCUUCAGCAAGCUCUGAAAUGCCAAGCUUUGGUUAUGGUGGUUCGGGACGUGAAGUGGCAGCCGCGAGCAGGUGACAAUCUCCGCUCACUCUUAUUGUUGCCCCCGAAAGGAGUUCAAGACAGGCGUGCACCCCGCGCUUUAGGCGAGGAACACUUGGCUUUAGCCGUCAGCAAGAGCUGGAUCAAAACCCAUGGGGAAAAGAUCAAAGGAUAUACAGGCCCGCUCAAGUCUGAAGUUGCUCUUCCGCCAUGGCUGAUCAUGAACUACGGGACCGCUAGCAAACACGCCAAGGUAGCCCAAGGCUACAAUGUCUCUGGAAUCUGCGAUCUGCCAGAAGGCUAUGCACUGGCUUACGUCCCACCGAAUGCAAUGGUUGAGUCUACCAUGCCGGAAGUCGAACUAGACCGUAUUUUCCAAUCGUCCUAUAGCCUGGCUUCCGGUGUCAUCUCCAUUGUCCAAAUCUUAUCUGCUUGUUCUGCCUUGUACCAAUCCAGAGGCUAUCAAAUCACCGCCUUUGGAUAUGCAGCAUUUGGAUUCACCGUGACCCCGUAUCUGGUCAUGUCCUUCUUGAACCUGCUUGCCAAUUGCUUGAACCCAACCUAUCCCAAUAUUUAUCUCGUUCAAACGGAGAUCAUGGAUGAGGCAGUGAGCCGUGGCGGUCAUUUCACUGAUAUUGUGGGCAAAUUAGAAAGCGAGCCGCUUAUUGUUGAAGAUUUGACACUGUUCAAUGCUAGAUUCGAACAGCGCGAGGAUCAAAUGUUUUGCCGGAUCGGAGAUAGGGUGUGGGAAGAUGGGGACACAGAACCCAUCCCAGACGAAACUUUCACGCAUGAAAAGGCCAGCGAGGGUUCUAUCCGCAGGAAUACACCGAUCUUGUCCUCUGUAACUGCAUUCCCCGAGAUACCUCCACCGCAGGCUGAGGAGGCACUACAAACGCAAGAAGUGCAAUUCAAACAUGACGGCAACAACGAACAGCCUUCAAGCCGAACUUUCGAGCCUACUUUACUCAUCCCAGCCCGCUACAAGUUCAAGCUAUCCUACGCAAACACCUCGUCCACGAGCAUCCUUUACAGAAGGAAGCACUAUCAUACCCGCGCAUACCUCUCUGGUGCCCUGACCAUGGCAGUGGCUUCGUUGCCCUUCGUUCCGAUGGGCGUAAUGUCAAAGUUCCAACCAGGAGGCAGUACUGUCUCUCAGAGAGCCUGGAUCAUGGCAUGGUACGCUGCCGGAAUAGUGUCGGUCCAGAAUCCAUAUUUCGCGGAUGAGGUCAUCGAGUAUAGCUAUUAUGGCACCCGUCGUCUGAUUAAGACAUGGCACGAGUAUAGCAGGGUUCGUCAAGCCAGUUAUGUCUUCCAGAGGUUGGCUUCGUCCUUGACCGUUCUUGUGCCACUUGCGCCGGCUAUUGGUGGCUUCGUUGUGGUUGGGCAAAUGUUGAUUUCGUAUGGAUCUUGUACGGGGCUCUGA